AUGAAUCCUUUGGUGAAAUGGGCAUUCGUCGUCUUGGUCCUCGUCUCCAUCAUCCUUAACAUUGUCCUGAUAGGCAUUCGCUCCAAUAGGGCACCAAAAUGCUCCACGCAACGCGUUCACCCGCUGAGGCGCAAACACGACGAGCGCAGCCUGGCGUUUGCUGAUCUCACUCGGGAGGAGUACUUGCAGGUACAGCGGUACUUGGUAAGACAGAAAGACUUGGACAUAUCCACCAACCAGAUCACCAAGCCGUCACAAAAUUUCUUGUUUUUGAUAGAGCUGUCGCUGCCUAAGAAGGCUGACGCACUGGCUUACUUGGAUGGGAAAGGCGCAAAGCCUAUCCGAGAGGCGACGGCGGUGGUCUUCUACGGCAAAAGGGGCCACAUCAAGGAGUACGUAUUGGGUCCUCUUCCCAACCUAACAUACCACAGAGAUGUCACCAAGGAGCGGUACAACACAGAGCUCCAUAUCAAUGCACGCACGGUCACCAUUGGGGAAUACGUCAUGAUAUUUACAUGUAUUGAGGAAAUCUUCUCCAAGCUGGGGAAGCUGGUAAAAGAGAGCUUCGACGUGGGUCCGGACAAGAAGCUGAACGCGUUCGAGCAGAUGCCCCGCGGGGUCCAAUCCGGGGACAGAAAGACCUGGAUAUCUUUCUUUAGGGACAUGGCCGGUAUGUACAUCCACCCGGUGGGCUUUGAGGUGCUGCUUAACCACGGAAGCGUUAACGCGUCAGACUGGAAAGUGGAACGGCUGCUUUACAAUGGCCAAUAUUUCAACACCGUGGAGGAACUUCAACAGAAAUACGAUGCGGGCUCCGUUAAUAAAAUAGUUUACAAGGAGUCGCCUGACUAUGGGUCACUGAAACCCAGGAGCACGCCUCUGCAGAUCGGCCCGCAGCUCUUUUACACAGAGGGGAAGCGCUACAGCAUCAGCCACAACCACGUUUUGUACUUGGACUGGAGCUUCGCCUUUGGACUCAGCUCUCUCACCGGCAUGAGGGUGUUUGAUGUGCGUUUCAAAGGCGAGAGGAUCAUUUACGAGCUGAGCGUACAGGAGGCCAUGUCCGUGUACGGUUCGGUGACUCCCGGGAUGAUCCUGACCAAGUUUCUGGAUUCGAGUAUCGGUAUAGGGCGCUUCGCGCAUGAACUGGUCCGCGGCGUGGAUUGUCCCCACGAGGCCACCUACGUAGACACGUACCGCUAUUUCGACGUCCCGGCCCCGGUGAGGUUUAGGAACUCAAUCUGCGUGUUUGAACACAACAUGGGUCAGCCCCUGCGGAGACACUUCUCGGACUUUUUCCACAACAGCUAUGGGGGGAUGGUGAACAGCGCCCUGGUUUUCAGGACCAUAACGGCCAUCGGGAACUAUGACUACAUGUGGGAUUUCAUCUUCUAUCAGAGUGGGUCAGUGGAGGCCAAAGUCCACGCCACCGGCUACAUCUCCUCUUCUUAUCUGGUGGAUGGCAGCCUGAGACACGGUCACCAGGUGGCGGAGAACGUGCUGGGGAACAUCCACACCCACUUUAUUAACUUUAAGGUCGACCUCGAUGUGGUGGGUGUGAAUAAUUAUUUCCAGACUAAAGACAUGCAAUACGUCAAUGUGUCAUUGCCAUGGAUGCCCGAUCGCUACGCUAUGGUCCCUCAGCUGGUGGAGAAGCAACUCACAACAGAACAGGAGGCCGCUCUGCGCUAUGACACCAAGACUCCCCGUUACCUCCACAUCGCCAGCAACAAGACCAACCGCUGGGGUCACCAGCGCUCCUACAGGCUGCAGGUGUUCAGCUUCGCUGGAGACCACCUCCCAGAGAGCCAGCCCGAGGAGAGGGCAAUGUCCUGGGCCAGGUAUAAGGUUGCAGUUACCAAACAUAAAGACUUGGAGCAGACCAGCAGCAGCCUGUACAGUCAAAACAACAUCUGGUCUCCAACUGUGGACUUCAGCAAGUAUAUUGAAGACAACGAAAGCAUAGAAGACGAGGACUUGGUUGCCUGGGUGACCACUGGCUUCCUCCACAUCCCUCACUCUGAGGACAUCCCCAACACGGUAACCGUGGGAAACGGUGGCGGGGUCCUUCUGCGGCCCCACAACUACUUUGACGAGGACCCGUCGAUCCACUCUACUGAUGGGGUCUACAUUACCCCAGGCAGCGAGGACAGUUGUGACAACAAUAGGAUGGCCUGCCUUAAUCAAGAGACAUGUAGUCCCGUCCUUGAACCCUUCACCUACCACGGCUUCGAAGGAGUCAUGAAGUUUAAGGAUUCGGUCUGAUUUGUUGUGCACUGCUGUUGUUAGCCCUAAUCCCGUUAGAGAAAGGCUUGGGUUUAUUCAGCAAAACCAUCAAGAAACUUGUUUUAAUGCUAACGUGUUUUUAGAGAAAAUUUGGGAUGGCCCAUAUGUUGUGUGUUUAAGUACAACACUGGAGGACACUGUUAACUCAUCUUAGCACAAAGCCUGGAAGUAGGGGAAAGCUGUUGGCCUGUGCCUGUGUUUCUGUCCAAAGUUAACUACCAACACCUUUUGAAACAUAUUUAACACCUAUUAUCAAGAGAGUUCAUUCUGGACACAAACACAAAUGUAAAAAACAUCAAUUUAUGGUUCUUGGAGUUAUUUUCAGAAAGUUGGGGGAGAAUUUUUGAUCUGCACAUUGUGAGGCUCUCAGGAACUCUGUAUGUGACCUUUUAUGGGAAACCUGUGACUUAAACCAGUCCAGGGUAGUAUACUGUUCCUACAGCUGGGACCCAUAUGUACCUUGACGGCUUUAUAUCUUGUUCUCUCCACCGUGUCUAAUAUGAUAUAUAUAUAUAUAUAUACACACACACAUGCCUGGGUCCCAUUGAGGGAAGGUCAAGAGGGUUCCCCCACACAUCUGUGAUAUUCCCAUGUGCAGGGGGGGGAUUCUGAUUGGACAACAAAAAAUAUCUCUCUGAUGUGUAUUAAAGCUUCUAGUCACCCCAAGAAGCUUGGUCAGAUCUUCCUGCUCCUCUGAGGGAGAGGAAACAAUCUGGACCUUUACAGCUGAGUUGAAUCAUUUCAACUUCUGUCUGUACUUACGGCUUGUGUUGAUGAUUUCUGUAUUGUGAUUUUUCUAUAUUCUAGUUAGUAAUAAAUACUCAAUGACAAACACGUUAA
This is a messenger RNA of Gasterosteus aculeatus aculeatus (three-spined stickleback), 3126 nucleotides long. RefSeq names its product amine oxidase copper containing 2 (gene aoc2). The record is from RefSeq and is a predicted model, not a curated record. Gene Ontology annotation, biological process: amine metabolic process. Gene Ontology annotation, molecular function: primary methylamine oxidase activity; quinone binding; copper ion binding. NCBI's taxonomy places the organism in Eukaryota, Metazoa, Chordata, Actinopteri, Perciformes, Gasterosteidae. Gene Ontology annotation, cellular component: plasma membrane.